Messenger RNA from Thunnus maccoyii (southern bluefin tuna), 1325 nucleotides. RefSeq names its product H-2 class II histocompatibility antigen, A-U alpha chain-like. The record is from RefSeq and is a predicted model, not a curated record. Gene Ontology annotation, molecular function: MHC class II protein complex binding. Bases 230 to 958 code for a protein of 242 amino acids. Gene Ontology annotation, biological process: peptide antigen assembly with MHC class II protein complex; immune response; immunoglobulin production involved in immunoglobulin-mediated immune response. Gene Ontology annotation, cellular component: membrane; MHC class II protein complex. The transcript has 4 exons. NCBI's taxonomy places the organism in Eukaryota, Metazoa, Chordata, Actinopteri, Scombriformes, Scombridae.
AUCACUUUUCCCCAGUAGGGGGCAGCAGUUAGUCAUUUUAAAAUCUGACUCACCUGUGCCUUCCAUGCUUUCAGGGUGGAAACAUUGUCAUCGAAUUACACACAUUGAAUGGUUUGUGGUGUCAGGAAGUCAUUUCAGAAAAUGAAUCCAAUAGUUUCAUGUAUCAGAGGGAAGAACUACAGGCGGUGAAAUCUGCUCAGUUUGGUGUUUGGAGGAGCUGUAAUGCAUCAUGUGGAUGAUCCUGUUCCCUGUGCUGCUUAUUUGUCUUCCACAAUGCAGUCAAAGUGGACACUUGCUUCGCUUUUUGACCUUCUGUCAAAGGGACGUGCCCAGAGACGGCCAGUACGAUAUUGAAUUCGAUGGGGAUCAGCUCCUCUUCGUUGACCCCGUCACCUAUAAGACAGUUCAGCGUCUGCCCGAGUUUGCAGAGCAGUGGACCCCUGAUCCUGGACUGGGUGAAGACACAUACGUGUCCGUCGGUACCUGCAAGUACAACAUCCCACGUGCCAUAAAGGGAGAAAAGAAUCCUCCAGAGGUCAUAGUUAGUCCUACCUCCCUGAUCUACCCAAGGCAGGAGAUGGAGCCUGGAGUCCCCAACAUCCUCAUCUGCUUUGUCAACGAAUUCCAUCCCCCUACAGUUGAGAUCACCUGGACCAGGAACGGGCUGCCGGUGGACCAGAGUGACAUCAGUCAGACCCAAUACUACUCCAACAAGGAUUUCAGCUUUCGCAUCUUGUCCUACUUGAGCUUCACUCCUGAGGAGGGCGACAUCUACUCCUGCAGUGUGGAUCACGUCAGCCUGCAGGAGCCUCUCAUCAGGUUCUGGGAGGUUGAAGAACACACAGACCAGCAGGCUGUAGAGACAGCGGUGUGUGUUUGUGGUGUGAUCCUGGGGCUGAUUGGAGUUGUCACAGGGCUCUGGUUCAUCCUGAAAGCCAACAAGUUCUGCCAGGCGUAACAAUCAUCAAGACAAACACCUAAAUUUCGAUGUCAGAUGUGUCAUCAUCUUCCAGAUGGAUUUGUCAUUUAAAAAAAAGAAAGAAAUACCUGCAAUGUUUUUUAUGUCUUCUGUUUUUCAUCUCUGCAACAACAUUGUCUUUUAAAAGACUAUCAACAGAUGAUACAAAUAGUUUAACACAUGUUCCUUCAUUUUGCAAUAGAAUGUAUUAAUAUAUAAGAAAAUGUAAUGCUUCAGGCAUGUUUUGCCAUAUUGUAGCAUAGUAAUGGCUUUGUAUCUCAUUGUGUAUGUCAUGUAUAAAUAAAACACAUGAAGGGAAGUUGAAAAUGUCUGUUCCGGUAUUUUAUACUGUAUGUCAAAGUACAUG